AUGGAAGCCAUGAUAGCAACAUGGAACAAUCAUAUCGGACAAUCAUCAUCUUUGCCGGUGAGUUUUGGCAGGUUGUCCGGAUCAGAGGAAGAAAGGCCGCCGCCGCCGUUUACUACUACCGAAUCGGCUUCUUCGGUAUACCUGUAUAUGAGGUUCACUCGCAGCACAUGGGAUGCCAUGGGGAUGAACAUGGUUUCUAAAGGUGUCCAGAAUGUCAUAGACUUCCUCAACAACGAGUUUCCUGACAUGGACGUUAUCGAAAUCUCAAACAACUACUGUUCGGACAAGAAAUCUGCUGCGGUGAACUGGAUUGAAGGGAGGGGAAAAUCGGUUAUGUGCGAGGCCAUCAUCAAGGAGGAGAUUGUGAAGAAGGUGUUCAAGACUGAUGUUGCUUCAUUGGUGGAGCUGAACAUGCUCAAAACCUGACGGGUUCGGCCAUGGCAGGAGCUCUGGGUGGUGUGGUGACGAUGGGUAGGCUGAUUUUG
Erythranthe guttata (spotted monkey flower) is the source of this 485-nucleotide messenger RNA. The record is from RefSeq and is a predicted model, not a curated record. NCBI's taxonomy places the organism in Eukaryota, Viridiplantae, Streptophyta, Magnoliopsida, Lamiales, Phrymaceae.